UUACCUUGCUCUUUGAAUUCUUUCUGAUUAUGGGAAACUGUAACGCAUGCGUAAGACCGGACGAGAGUCCGGAAAGUAAACCGAACCGGUCUGACCAGAAGGGGAAGGGAAAGAAAAAGGCCCGGGAAAGGAAACCGAACCCGUUCGCCGAGAGAGUUGCCUCGCCGGCUCCCAUCCGAGUAUUAAAAGACGUGAUCCCACUGAGUCACCGAACUCGAAUUUUCGAUAAGUACAUCCUCGGCCGCGAGCUGGGGCGAGGCGAGUUCGGGAUCACUUACCUCUGUACGGACAGGGAAACGCGGGAAGCCAUCGCGAGCAAGUCAAUCUCCAAGAAGAAACUCCGGACAGCAGUAGAUAUCGAAGACGUCCGCCGCGAGGUCGCCAUAAUGUCGACGUUGCCGGAACAUCCGAAUAUCGUGAAGCUGAAAGCGACAUACGAGGACAAUGAAAACGUUCAUUUGGUUAUGGAGCUUUGUGAAGGUGGUGAAUUAUUCGACAGGAUUGUAGCGAGAGGGCACUACACGGAACGCGCGGCGGCGAACGUGGCGAAGACGAUAGCGGAGUGUAUGUAUGUAUGUAUGUAUGUAUGUAUGUAUGUAUGUAUGUAUGUAUGUAUGUAUGUAUGUAUGUAUGUAUGUAUGUAUGUAUGUAUGUAUUCUGCUUGCUUAGCUUUGUGUUGCUUAUUUUCAGAGACUGAACAGGGUGUUGCUCUUGCGAUUUUGAGAGGGGUCAUUGAUUUUAAGAGGGAACCUUGGCCGCAAGUUUCAGAUAGCGCUAAGAGUCUUGUAAGGCAGAUGUUAGAACCGGAUCCUAAGAAACGAUUGACUGCUCAACAGGUGCUCGAACAUCCCUGGUUGCAAAAUACGAAGAAAGCUCCGAAUGUUCCAUUGGGAGAUAUUGUGAGAGCCAGGCUUAAACAGUUUUCCGUGAUGAAUAGAUUUAAAAAGAGGGCUUUAAGGGUAAUCGCAGAGCACUUAUCUGUAGAAGAGGUUGAAGUAAUCAAAGACAUGUUCACAUUGAUGGAUACAGAUAAUGAUGGGAAAGUUUCAUACGAGGAGCUGAAGGCCGGGCUUCGGAAGGUUGGUUCUCAAUUAGCUGAACCAGAGAUGAAGAUGUUAAUGGAAGUGGCUGAUGUUGAUGGAAAUGGAGUAUUGGACUACGGGGAGUUUGUAGCAGUGACAAUUCACUUGCAGAAGAUGGAAAAUGAUGAGCAUUUCCGCAGAGCAUUUAUGUUCUUUGACAAAGAUGGGAGUGGAUAUAUUGAACUGGAUGAGUUACGGGAUGCAUUAGCUGAUGAAUCUGGUGAAACUGAUGUUGAUGCACUGAACGACAUCAUGCGUGAAGUUGACACCGACAAAGAUGGGCGAAUCUCUUAUGAUGAAUUCGUUGCCAUGAUGAAAGCUGGCACCGAUUGGAGAAAGGCGUCAAGGCAGUAUUCAAGAGAGAGGUUCAAGAGCUUGAGUCUUAACUUGAUGAAAGACGGUUCCUUACAUCUCCACGAUGCAGUUACUGGCCAAGCUAUCGCUGUUUGAGGUCACAGGAGGAUC
This is a messenger RNA of Hibiscus syriacus, 1547 nucleotides long. RefSeq names its product calcium-dependent protein kinase 10-like. The transcript has 6 exons. NCBI's taxonomy places the organism in Eukaryota, Viridiplantae, Streptophyta, Magnoliopsida, Malvales, Malvaceae. The record is from RefSeq and is a predicted model, not a curated record. Gene Ontology annotation, cellular component: nucleus; cytoplasm. Gene Ontology annotation, molecular function: ATP binding; calcium/calmodulin-dependent protein kinase activity; calcium ion binding. The coding region runs from base 30 to 1532 and encodes 500 amino acids. Gene Ontology annotation, biological process: intracellular signal transduction; peptidyl-serine phosphorylation; protein autophosphorylation.